CACUCUUGCCAAUUCAAGGAAGCCAUGCUUCUAUAUGCAGCCAUAAUAUCAUCAUUCUUGUGCUCCCUAUACUUGUUCCAUCGCAGAAGAUCAUGCACACACCCCCUCUUGAGAGAUUACCCCAUCCUCGGAAUGUUGCCACCACUGCUCUUCAACUUGUGGCGUGUUCAUGAUUUUUUCACGGAGGUGCUAACAAAACAUGGUGGCACUGGGGAGUUCAAAGGACCAUGGUUCACCGAUAUGAACUAUUUGGUCACUUGUGACUCCCUCAAAGUGCAACACAUGUUGUGCAAGAACUUCGACAACUAUGUCAAGGGACAUGACUUUCGUGACAUUUUCGAACAAUUCGGAGAUGGGUUUGUCACUGCCGAUUCAGAGACAUGGAAGUACAUCCGAAACCUUCUCCAUUCUUUGAUCAAACAAAGAAGGUUCGAAGUGUUUGUUCAUCAAACCGUUCAGAAGAAGGUGUACACAAGCUUGCUUCCGAUAUUGGACCAUGCACAACAACAAGGAAGAGUGGUGGAUCUUCAAGAUAUCUUGAAUCGAUUCACAUUCGAUAACAUAUGCUCCACAAUCGUAGGACACGAUCCUAAGUGUCUUUCCAUUGACUUUCCCAAUUUAUCUCUAGUCGAUGUGGGACUUCCAACAAAUGUUGCAAUCGAAAAGGCUUUUAAUGAGUCUAAAGAGUGGAUAUUCUACAGACACGAAGUGCCGGGAAGUGUUUGGAAGCUCCAAAAGUGGCUCCAAAUUGGUCAAGAGAAGAAGUGGCUCCAAAUUGGUCAAGAGAAGAAGAUGACGGAGGCGUGCAAAUCGUUUGACGAUUUCAUAUAUUCAUGCAUAGCGUCCAAGCGAGAAGAGUUAAGCAAGUGCAGCAGUGUUAGUAUUUUGAGAGAAGGAAUGGAAGAAGCUCCAUUUGACUUGCUUACAGCUUUGAUCACAGAAGAGAGAGGACGUGUGCAUGAUGACAAGUUUCUAAGAGAUGCUGCGUUUAACUUGUUUGCUGCAGGGAGAGAAACCAUUACUUCAGUUCUUACAUGGUUCUUUUGGCUUAUUGCUAAGCACCCUAUAGUGGAAGCCAAGAUUAUUGAAGAGAUCAGAGAUAAUUUGAAGACAUCUGGGGUAGUUUUAGGCAUGGAAGAGGUGAAAAAGCUGGUUUAUCUGCAUGGUGCUUUGUGUGAAGUUAUGAGACUUUUUCCUCCAGUUCCUAUUGAACGGAAGCAAGCAGUUAAAGCUGACACUCUUCCAAGUGGGCACAGAGUAAAUGGCAAUACAAUGAUAAUCUUUUCUCCGUAUGCAAUGGGAACGAAUGAAGAGAUAUGGGUAAAAGAUUGUUUGGAGUUCAAGCCUGAAAGAUGGAUAUCUGAUAGAGGAGAAAUAGUUUAUGCACCAGCUUACAAAUUCAUAGCUUUUAAUGCAGGACCAAGAAUCUGUUUGGGAAAAGACUUGGCCUUUGUUCAAAUGAAGAUGGUGGCUGCUGCUAUUUUAAGGAAGUACUGUUUCAGAGUGGUGGAAGGUCAUGUUGCAACUCCAACACAUUCAAUUGUUGUUCUCAUGAAGACGGUUUGAA
Molecule: messenger RNA, 1567 nt
Organism: Vigna angularis (adzuki bean)
Lineage: Eukaryota; Viridiplantae; Streptophyta; Magnoliopsida; Fabales; Fabaceae
Product: alkane hydroxylase MAH1-like
Exons: 4
Coding region: 25-1566 (513 amino acids)
Molecular function (GO): oxidoreductase activity, acting on paired donors, with incorporation or reduction of molecular oxygen; monooxygenase activity; iron ion binding
Source: RefSeq, a predicted model, not a curated record